Molecule: messenger RNA, 1045 nt
Organism: Scheffersomyces coipomensis
Lineage: Eukaryota; Fungi; Ascomycota; Pichiomycetes; Serinales; Debaryomycetaceae
Gene: THG1
Product: tRNA guanylyltransferase
Exons: 1
Coding region: 174-1013 (279 amino acids)
Biological process (GO): tRNA modification
Molecular function (GO): magnesium ion binding; tRNA guanylyltransferase activity
Source: RefSeq, a predicted model, not a curated record
AAAAAAAAAAAAAAAAAAAAAAAAAAAGAUGAGGUCACGAGGAUGAUUGAACGUGACUCAGAUUGCAGUAAAAACUAUAAGAAAAGAAGAAGAAGUAUUAGAUGAUAUAAAUGAUCAAGAAGAAGAGGAACUAUCGCUGGUCAAAUCACAAGAUACACAGAUAGCUACUUAAUAUGGCCAAGUCAAGGUUUGAAUAUGUACGAGAGUUUGAACGAGAGAAUCAUCUCCUUCAAGAAACAUACAUUGUCAUCCGUAUUGAUGGAAAAGGAUUUCAUAAAUUCAGUCAAAUAUAUGAAUUUGAUAAACCAAAUGAUAUAACUGCUAUUGAAGUAUUGAAUUCAGCAGCUUUAGAGAUAUUCAAACAAAUACCCGAUGUCGUGUUUGCUUAUGGUCAAUCUGAUGAAUAUUCAUUUUUAUUAAAGAAGAAUUGUAAAUUAUAUGAAAGACGAGAGAUGAAAUUAAUCACUCUAUUUUCAAGUUUAAUAACUUCAGCAUAUAUGUAUCAUUGGAACUUAACUCAUCCAACCAAUCCUAUCAGUAUUGAAAAGAAAUUACCGGUAUUCGAUGCUAGAGCUGUGAUUUAUCCUAAUUUCGAUGUGGUUAAGGAUUAUUUCCGUUGGAGACAAGCUGAUUGUCAUAUAAAUAAUCUUUAUAAUACUACGUUUUGGGCAUUAGUAUUAAAGGGAGAAGGGAUGACUACUAAGGAUGCUGAAACUUAUCUUAAUGGGACUUUCUCAAAAGAUAAGAAUGAGAUAUUGUUUCUGAAAUUUGGCAUCAAUUAUAAUAAUGAACCAGAGAUAUAUAAGAAAGGUACGAUUAUAAUUCGAGAAUUAAAUGAAACUAUAAUGAAGAAAGAUAUCCAACAUCAACAACCUGGUGAAGAAGGAGAAGUUUCCAAUCGUCAAUUACAAAGAUUGGAAAAAAUUGUUAAGAAAGCGGAGAUAAAAACUUAUCACCAAGAUUUAAUAACUGAUGAAGAAUUUUGGUCUUCAAGACCAUGGUUAAGCAUGUAAAUAAACAACUAUUACAAAGUAAAUAAAUAAGU